AUGCCCGGCGACAUUCUCAAGAAGAGGAAAAUCGUCGUUCUAGGUUCUCGCUCGGUCGGGAAAUCGUCACUCGUUAUCCAGUACAUUGAGAACCACUUUGUCGAGUCCUACUACCCUACCAUCGAGAGCACGUUCUCUAAGAACAUCACCUACAAGGGUGUCGAGUACGACUGUGAGAUCCUCGACACCGCUGGCCAGGACGAGUACACCAUCCUCAACUCCAAGCACGCCGUCGGCAUCCAUGGCUUCGUCCUUGUCUACUCCGUCGCGUCUCGCAAGUCCUUCGACAUGGUCGACAUCGUCUACGAGAAGGUCGCCAACUUCUGCGGCAUGAACUCGAUUCCGUGCGUCAUUGUCGGCGCAAAGACUGACCUGCAGCAAAGCAAAUCCAGGCAGGUGGCUCCAACCGAGGGCGAAGAGCUCGCCAAACGCCAUCACGCCGCGUGGGUCGAGACGAGCGCGAAGAGCAAUGUGAACGUUGCCAAGGUGUUCGAGCUCUGUCUGGCGGAGAUUGAGAAGACCACGUCAAAUAGCAACAACAACGAACCCCCAGCCAGCAAGUGCAUCAUCAUGUGA
Postia placenta MAD-698-R-SB12 is the source of this 576-nucleotide messenger RNA. RefSeq lists its product as hypothetical. The record is from RefSeq and is a predicted model, not a curated record. Lineage: Eukaryota; Fungi; Basidiomycota; Agaricomycetes; Polyporales; Adustoporiaceae. The coding region runs from base 1 to 576 and encodes 191 amino acids. The transcript is spliced from 5 exons. Gene Ontology annotation, biological process: small GTPase-mediated signal transduction. Gene Ontology annotation, molecular function: GTPase activity; GDP binding; GTP binding. Gene Ontology annotation, cellular component: plasma membrane.